This is a messenger RNA of Neurospora tetraspora, 1890 nucleotides long. RefSeq lists its product as uncharacterized. The coding region runs from base 384 to 1637 and encodes 417 amino acids. The transcript has a single exon. Lineage: Eukaryota; Fungi; Ascomycota; Sordariomycetes; Sordariales; Sordariaceae. The record is from RefSeq and is a predicted model, not a curated record.
UGUCUGUCAGCUUGUUCCGACUAGCACUUAUUCUAUGUCAGAGAACUACGCCCUGUGAUCUAUUCAUCUUCUACAAAGACAUGAAGUUAUCAUCACCAUGGCUUCACAAAGACAUCUCUCGCCCUUUUAACACACACACUCAAGGCUCAGUGGAGCUCGGAGCUUGCCGAUACCUUACUAACACUAACAUCCGACCUCCACCGCUAACAGUACCCGUUGAAACUUGAAAGAACCGCGUCUAAGUCAGAAGAGGAAGCUCAAUAUGAUCGCCUAGCCCGCUAUUACGACACCAAAAAGAGCCCGAGACAAGGGUUCAAUGGUUGAACGCUCCGGCUAAGAUAAACCGAAGGUUCAAACUUUAUUCCCACGUUUUUUCGUGUGCGAUGAUAACGAUGAUCUGGUGGAUCGGUGUUAGAAUAGUUGAUGUAACGUGGGGUUCUGUUAGUGCAGCCACCUAUAUCAAGGUGGGGUUCACCUCGACUUCACUUCAGUCCAACAACUCUCUUGCACUACACUUCUUCAACUCACCUUACGACAUCACCACAUUCUCUACAAGCCGUGAGGAACUCCUAUCAGACAUCUUACCUCAAAUCCUUGACCAAACCCACGAGCCACCACCCACCACCAGCAAAAUGGCCUCCGAACCCCAAACCUCCGACGGCCUAACCCCCACCCAACUCUCCUUCUUCCGCGAAAACGGCUACCUCAUAAUCCCCCGCGCCCUCCCCCCCCAAACCGUCUCCCGCCUCCUCUCCGAAACCCACAAGCUCCUCUCCGACUUCGACCUCACCACGCACCCCCUAACCCGCUUCCGCACCGGCGGCUCCUCCGGCCACGACCACGUCGGUGACGACUACUUCCUGUCCUCGGGCGACAAGAUCCGCUUCUUCUUCGAGGAAGACGCCUUCGACGCCUCUGGCAAUCUAAUCAAACCCAAGGAACAAGCCAUCAACAAGAUCGGGCAUUACCUCCACGGCUUGAACCCUGCGUUUGCCAGUUUGCUGGCUACUUCCCCUAAAGAUGAUGAGAGGGGGGAUGGGGAUGGGUGGAUAGAAGACCUAAAAGCGCGCCCGGCGGCCGUGGCUCGGGAUCUGGGCUUCAAAGACCCGCGGUGUCUGCAGAGCAUGGUGAUCUGCAAGCAGCCCGAGAUCGGCGGGGCGGUGCCUCCUCAUCAGGACAGCACGUUUCUGUACACCGACCCGCCUUCGGCGGUGGGGUUCUGGUACGCGUUGGAGGAUGCGACGCUGGAGAACGGGUGCUUGAGUUUUUUGCCCGGGUCGCAUUUGUGGGCGCCGAUUGAGAAGAGGUUGGUGAGAAAGGUGGGCGCGGACGAGGGCACGGAGAUGGUGGAUAAUGGGGGCCCGAGGUUCCCGCCUGGAGAACAGUAUGGGGAGGAUCAGAAGCCGGAGAGUGUGAAGGGGAGGGAGGAGGAGGAGGCGUAUGUGCCUGGGGAGGUGAAGGCGGGCGAUUUGGUCCUUAUUCAUGGCAAUAUCUUGCAUAGGAGUGAGAGGAAUUUGAGCCAGAAGGGGAGGAUUAUCUAUACGUUCCAUGUUAUUGAGGGUGGGGAGGGGAGGGAGUAUGAUGAGAGGAAUUGGUUGCAGCCGCCGCAGGAGGGGUUUACUAGGUUGUAUGCUUAGGCAUUGGCCGGUGUGUAUGAGGAUGAAGAUGAGUGGAAUCAGUUAUCUCUCGACCGUCACAAUGAAUGCAGAAAGAUGUCAUCAGGCUUUGCUCAAGUAAAAUCCGCACGACCUUAGCCUCCAAAGAACCAAAUUUGAAUCACAGCUUGGUGACUCGAAUCGUUCAGCAAGACCGCGUUGUGGAUAUUGAAAAACAUGUCAUGUUGUCUGACAAAGUACCAACUGAGCAAUUUUGGAUAGCAUCAUUUACUCG